AUGUGUUUUCAUAACCCAUAUUAUGUAACCAAAUCACGGGGUCAGCUUUAGCAACCAUCUGCCCGACCAACGAGGGGGCGUUCUCAUUUCGCCCUACGAUAAGAGAGAGCAAACGGCCUCCACUUAUCUGCAGUUUUCAACUUUGAUUGAAAAGUUAUAUAGCAGAUUCCUAUCCAGACCAAAAUGGCUCAGCAUCCACUUCUGUCGCUGCCCGAGUUUAAGAACGUCUCAACUGGAUCUUUUGUGGUGAAGGAGCCACUGAAUUUUUGGGGAGGAGCGAGAGUGAAGCCGAAAGAUACGAAGAACUCCGAGCCAGUAUUUGAACCUGCAACGGGUCGAGUUUUGUGUGAUAUGAUUCCCUGUGGAGAGGAGGAGGUAGACCAGGCAAUUAAAAAUGCUCAUUCUGCAUACCUAAAGUGGUGUAAACUAUCUGGUAUGGAGCGGGCCAGGAUCAUGCUUGAGGCUGCCAGAAUUAUCAGGGAGCGCAGAGAGGAAAUUGCUAGAGUGGAAGUGAUUAACAAUGGCAAAUCCAUCUCUGAGGCUGUGGUAGAUAUGGACAUUGCUUGGCAGUGUAUUGAGUACUAUGCUGGCAUCGCCCCCACACUGACAGGCCAGCAUAUUCAGCUUCCAGGAGGCUCUUUUGCCUACACCCGAAGAGAGCCACUGGGUGUGUGUGUUGGCAUAGGAGCCUGGAACUACCCCUUCCAGAUAGCUGCCUGGAAGUCAGCCCCAGCAAUAGCCUGCGGCAAUGCCAUGGUGUUUAAACCAUCUCCCAUGACCCCAGUGACAGCAGUCAUUCUGGCAGAGAUCUAUAAAGAAGCAGGUGUUCCAGAUGGACUCUUUAAUGUGGUACAAGGAGGAGCUGAGACCGGAGGACUGCUGUGCCACCAUCCCAUGGUGGCUAAAGUGUCCUUCACUGGCAGUGUUCCCACUGGAAAAAAGGUUAUGGAGAUGGCAGCAAAGGGUGUGAAGCAGGUCACUCUAGAACUUGGAGGGAAGUCACCAUUGAUCAUCUUUAAGGACUGUGACCUAGAAAAUGCAAUCAAAGGGGCCCUAAUGGCCAACUUCCUUACCCAAGGACAGGUGUGCUGCAAUGGAACACGGGUGUUUGUGCAGAGGGAGAUCAUGCCACAGUUCCUGGAAGAAGUGGUGAAAAGGACCAAAGCCAUCUCUGUGGGGGAUCCAAUGCUGGAUGGGACACGCAUGGGUGCUCUUAUUAGCAAACCGCAAAUGGAAAAAGUGCUGGGCUUCAUCAAACAAGCUAAAGAACAGGGUGCAAAAGUGUUGUGUGGAGGAGAACGAUUUGUUCCCAGUGAUCCCAAAUUAAAAGAAGGAUACUAUUUGUCCCCAUGUGUGCUAGAUAACUGCAGGGAUGACAUGACCUGUGUGAAGGAGGAGAUCUUUGGCCCUGUGAUGUCUGUUUUGCCUUUUGACACAGAGGAAGAGGUUCUUCAAAGAGCUAACAACACUACCUUUGGUUUGGCAUCUGGAGUCUUCACCAGGGAUAUAGCUCGUGCCCACAGAGUGGCUGAAAAUCUUCAGGCCGGAACGUGCUACAUCAACAACUACAAUGUCAGCCCUGUGGAGGUUCCUUUUGGAGGCUACAAGAUGUCAGGCUUUGGACGAGAGAAUGGCCAAGUGACCAUUGAGUACUACUCUCAGCUCAAGACUGUAGUGGUGGAAAUGGGAGACGUCAACAGCGUCUUUUAGGCUAUUGUGGGGCUGCCCCUCAGCAUUCCUUACAGCAGUGUGAUUUUUACAAGUGUUCAGAUCUAUAGCUCUUUGUCUGAAGUUUGGGACCUAACAUCUUUAAACUACAUUUUGAAUUGAUAAAACUAAUGGGCCUUUAGUAGUGUAGCCAUUUUAAAAUGGCAAACAAGGAUAUAGCUACAGUACAUGCUCGUGUUUGAACUGCUAAGCUUUAGAACUAACUCAAUUCAGCAAGAACUGCACUUUUGUAGCAACUGUAGAAUGAUAUUUUAAAAACUAGCAGUCCCUGUGACAAUCCAUAUUUCUGUAUCUUUCAAUUUUCAGAAUGCCUUAAAUCAAGUUGAUAUAUUUCCAACAUGUGGGAGCACUAGAAUAGGCUUAACUGUUAACUAUGUAUGUAUUUCAGUGUUGUGAAUAGGCCUGUCGCGAUUAUUAAAUAAUUGUCUGAUCGCUGUUAUUUGAUUUAACUGCAGUUAUUUGAGAUAACAGUGAUUAUUGUGUACUUCCAAAUUCCAGUCACAUUUUAAUGCCCAAAUAAGGGAAUUUUAAGAGAAUAUAUAAAUGCCAUGAACGGUGUGUUUGUGUGUCAUUCAGCUGAACUUCGAGCGUCACUGAGCUGCACCGUGGAUGUCAACCAGAGCAGCUCCUGUCCGGAAGAGCGCGUGCUGUCAGCAGAGGCUGGCUCAACUUCUGCGAAAAUAUAAACUUUGAUAGUGAAUGCAAAACGGUCCGGUUCCACUUUAAUUUAACGAUCGUGUAAUGGCAAAUUUUUCUGGUCAAAGUGGGUUCGUUCAGGCAUUGGUAGUGACACACACUGACACACACUUACUCUAUUUUUGUGGAGUGAUACAAUUAUGAAAUUAAAUCUCAAAGGUUUUUCUUCAUGAGAAAUACGGGCUCGUUGGUUUAAUCAAAGAGCAUUAAAAUGACGUGACAGUGAAGAAAUUAGGACAGAAGUAUUUUACUAUUGCUUAAUAUAAUAUUAUAUAAAUUUAAUAAAAAUAUAUUUUGUAUUUUUUAAAUAGUUAAUAAAUGAAUGAUUCAAAAACAACAGUGUAAAUGUAAAAUUGACCAAAACUAAAGUUGACAAAAGUAUUUAGAAAUAUUUUGAUACUAAAAAAUACAUUUUUUUUUUUUUUUUUUUGUGAUUCAUAUAGUUUUAAAGCCUUAAAAGGAAAUCAUAUAUCCCUAUUUUAUUAUUUGAUUUAUAUAUUUGAAGUUAAAUAUGUGAAAAUGACUUAAGGUGUAUAAAGCACACGUGCACCUUAAGAAAUGAAAAUUAAUCGUGAAAGCCCUAAAACAGAUUAUUAAUCGUCAUAAUUGCAAUUAUUUGUUUGACAAUUAAUUGUCAGCCAAAUUUCAUAAUCGUGACAGCCCUAGUUGUGAAACAUUAGGGUUUGCCAAAUAGUGUCAAAUAUUUUUCAAAACUACCAGCUAAAGGCUAGAAAAGCAGGUGCUUUCCGGUAUCUUCCUACUGAUAACUUUACACAUCAGUCAUACGUACAUUCUAAAUCUUAGAUUUUUGUUUUACUAUUUGUCUACCCCUAUCACUCAACACCUUUUUAUGAUAGAAUACUUUGUAGAUUAUUGGUUUACAAAUUUGUAGCAUUUCAAAUAAAAGUUCCUUGGUCCAAGUGGAAAA
This is a messenger RNA of Myxocyprinus asiaticus (Chinese sucker), 3352 nucleotides long. RefSeq names its product 4-trimethylaminobutyraldehyde dehydrogenase A. The record is from RefSeq and is a predicted model, not a curated record. Bases 184 to 1710 code for a protein of 508 amino acids. Gene Ontology annotation, molecular function: 4-trimethylammoniobutyraldehyde dehydrogenase (NAD+) activity; aminobutyraldehyde dehydrogenase (NAD+) activity. Lineage: Eukaryota; Metazoa; Chordata; Actinopteri; Cypriniformes; Catostomidae. The transcript has 12 exons.